This is a messenger RNA of Eutrema salsugineum, 2703 nucleotides long. Its product is annotated as receptor-like protein kinase At3g21340. Gene Ontology annotation, biological process: protein phosphorylation. Bases 1 to 2703 code for a protein of 900 amino acids. The transcript has 13 exons. The record is from RefSeq and is a predicted model, not a curated record. Gene Ontology annotation, molecular function: ATP binding; protein kinase activity; protein binding. NCBI's taxonomy places the organism in Eukaryota, Viridiplantae, Streptophyta, Magnoliopsida, Brassicales, Brassicaceae.
AUGGAGAGACAGCCUCAAUCACUUCUGUUAUGUGCGUUGAUCUUCAUCAGCUUUUUUGCCCUUUUACAUCUCAUUGAAGCUCAAGACCAACAAGGAUUCAUCAGUUUGGAUUGCGGGUUGUCUCCAAACGAGCUUCCUUACAACGAUCCUUUAACCGGAUUAACAUACUCAACGGACGAUGGUUUUGUGCAAAGUGGCAAAACCGGAAAAAUCCAAAAGGAGUUCGAGGCAAUCUUCAGUAAACCGGCUUUAAAGCUUAGGUACUUCCCAGAUGGAGUCCGAAACUGCUAUACCGUGAAUGUCACGCAAGGCACUAACUAUCUGAUAAAAGCCGUAUUUGUUUACGGUAAUUACGAUGGCCUAAACAAUUACCCGAGUUUUGACCUUUACCUUGGUCCUAAUCUUUGGUCAACGGUUGAUAUGAAUGGACGAGCCAAUGGUACUAUCGAGGAGAUCAUCCACAAGACCACAUCUAACACUCUCCAAGUCUGUCUCGUUAAGACAGGGACAAGUACUCCUAUGAUUAAUACCUUAGAGCUACGACCACUUAACAAAAAUACUUACAAUACUCAGAGCGGCUCGCUGAAGUAUUUCUUCCGAUAUUAUUUCAGCACUUCAGGCCGAAACAUAAGGUAUCCAAAUGAUGUCAAUGAUCGUAAAUGGUAUCCAUUCUUCGAUUCGAAAGAGUGGACAGAAGUAACCACCGAUCUCAAUGUUAACACUUCUAAUGGUUAUCAACUACCACAAAUCGUAAUGUCAUCUGCCUCAACGCCUAUAAGUACCUUUGCGCCAUGGAACUUCACCUGGUUAUUGCCAUCUUCCACGACCCAAUUCUAUAUUUACUUACACUUUGCCGAGAUUCAAACUCUACGGUCCCUCGAUACCCGAGAAUUCAACGUGACACUUAAUGGGAAACUUGCCUAUGCACGUUAUAGUCCUAGAACGUUAGCCAUGGAAACUAUAUUCUACUCCACACCACAACAAUGUGAAGGAGGGAAAUGUAUCUUGGAGUUAAAGAAGACGCCCAAGUCUACUCUGCCUCCUCUCGUUAACGCUCUCGAGCUUUUCACCGUGAUAGAUUUCCCGCAGCUGGAAACAAACCAAGAUGAUGUGGUUGCUAUAAAGGGUAUCCAAAAUACUUAUGGAUUGAGUAGGAUUAGCUGGCAAGGAGAUCCAUGUGUCCCUAAACAGUUCUUGUGGGAUGGUUUAAACUGCCAAAGUGCAGAUAUUUCCACACCACCUACAAUCACUUUCUUAAACUUAUCCUCUAGUCAUUUAACGGGGAUCAUCGCGCCUCACAUUCAAAAUCUAAUCCACCUACAAGAAUUAGAUUUGUCAGAUAACAACUUGACGGGCGGAGUACCUGAGUUUCUUGCCACCAUGAAAUCACUCUUGGUCAUAAAUUUAAGUGGGAACAAUCUUAAUGGCUCCGUUCCUCAAACCCUUCUACAGAAGAAAGGACUAAAGUUGAGUCUUGAAGGAAACUCAAAUCUUAUUUGUCCGGAUGGAUUAUGUGUAAACAAAGCUGGGAAUGGUAGUUCCAAGAAAACGAGUGUUGUAAUACCGGUUGCUGCAUCGGUCGCAUUCGUGGUGGUUCUUGGAUCUGCAUUGGCUUUCUUUUUUGUUUUCAAAAAGAAAAACACAUCAAACAGUGAAGUAACAUUAGGUUCUUCAUCAUAUACGCAAGUAUCAGAUGAUAGAACAACCAGAUCUUCAGAACCGGCAAUCGUGACAAAAAACAGAAGAUUUACUUACUCAGAGGUUGUAACGAUGACAAAUAACUUUGAAAGAGUCCUUGGUAAAGGAGGAUUUGGAAUGGUCUAUCAUGGAACUGUAAAUGGUAACGAACAAGUAGCCGUUAAAAUGCUCUCACACUCAUCUUCUCAAGGGUAUAAAGAAUUCAAAGCAGAGGUGGAACUUCUUCUCAGAGUUCACCACAAAAAUUUGGUUGGCCUUGUCGGAUAUUGUGAUGAAGGAGAAAAUUUGGCUCUUAUCUACGAGUACAUGGCUAACGGAGACCUGAGAGAACAUAUGUCAGGAAAACGAGGUGGAUCUAUUCUGAAUUGGGAAACUAGACUAAAAAUAGUCGUCGAAUCUGCACAAGGGUUGGAAUAUUUGCAUAAUGGAUGCAAACCACCAAUGGUUCAUAGGGAUGUCAAAACCACAAAUAUAUUGUUGAAUGAACAUUUUCAGGCCAAGUUAGCUGAUUUUGGGCUUUCGAGAUCUUUUCCGAUUGAAGGAGAAACUCAUGUCUCAACGGUUGUUGCUGGAACUCCUGGUUACCUUGAUCCAGAAUAUUAUCGAACAAAUUGGUUGAAUGAAAAAAGUGAUGUUUAUAGCUUCGGAAUUGUACUACUAGAGAUCAUCACAAACCAGCCUGUUAUCAAUCAAAGUCGUGAAAGAGCACAUAUAGCAGAAUGGGUGGGGGUAAUGCUUACAAAAGGAGACAUCAAAAACAUUAUGGAUCCAAAACUCUAUGGAGAUUAUGACAAUGGUUCUGUCUGGAGAGCAGUUGAACUAGCAAUGUCGUGUCUAAAUCCAUCUUCAUCUAGAAGACCAACCAUGUCUCAAGUUGUUAUUGAAUUGAACGAGUGUUUGGCAAAUGAAAACUCAAGAGGAGGAACAAGUCAAAACAUGAACUCACAGAGCUCUAUAGAUGUGAGCAUGAAUUUUGAUAUUGAAACUACCCCUGGAGCUCGCUAA